Messenger RNA from Diorhabda sublineata, 3435 nucleotides. RefSeq names its product putative helicase mov-10-B.1. Gene Ontology annotation, molecular function: RNA binding; 5'-3' RNA helicase activity. NCBI's taxonomy places the organism in Eukaryota, Metazoa, Arthropoda, Insecta, Coleoptera, Chrysomelidae. The transcript has 17 exons. The record is from RefSeq and is a predicted model, not a curated record. The coding region runs from base 240 to 2939 and encodes 899 amino acids.
GGAAUCUGGAAUGAAGUAAAGGAGUAGUAAAGCUUUUUGUUUUGUGGUAAUAUAGGUUAGAAGUUAGAAACUAUAGGUAUACAUCUCAAUGUUAAUUAAUAUAAAAACAUUUUUCGUGUUAGAAUGUCGUUAUCUAUUAUAUUUUAAUUUCGAUUGCUUUAUCUAUUGAUUAUUUAAACUCUGCAUCAUUUGUUUUCCUUCAUAAUAAGUGAUUUGGUGAUAGUGGGAAUCACGAAAAAAUGGAUAUUUCGAUGAAUUGUCCUUUAUGUCAUAUUGAAAGUGAUGAAAAUCAUUUAUUUUCGCGAAGACAUCGUUUUAAUUACUUGCUACAAAAAUGGAACUGUAUGAGGACAAGUUUAGUAAAAAAUCGUCAUGGUAUAGAUAUAUCCGUAACAUGUGAAGACAUUGCUCUAAAACAUAAUCAAAAACAUGGAAAACAUUACUACCAGAUUACUCCUAAGGCUUUAUUCGAACGUGGAAAUACCCUAGAAUUCAAAUGUACGAUUAGUAAUAGAACACAAAAUAAUAUGAUUUAUUUAACAAAUAACAAUAUUUUACAUAAUUACAGUAUGUUUUCCAUUAAAGAUAAAAUAUUAAACAAUGGUUCCGUGAUUCAAUUGAUGCCAAACUCUAAACAUAAUAUGAUAGUAAUUUUCGCCCAAGGAAAUACAAUUAUGUCCGGAAGAUAUAGUAUACCUGUGUGUUUCUCAUUUCAAACGUCUGAUAAACAUGUGUUCCAUAUAGCAAGAUCAAUUAAUAUAUCUGUCGAGGAAGAUUUAGACGAGAUACCUGAAAUAUAUAAAAGUCCUUUUACGGGAAACUCUUGGGAGCAUGGCGUAGGACUACACCCGCCCACUUGUUAUAUACCUUACUGCAAUAAUUAUACCAUACCUUUGGAAAAAAGAAAAAUAUUAUCAUACGGAUUAGAGGAACAUCCAUUAUUGUGUGGAGGCGAUAUAAAAAUAUUGGAAGAAACAUUGAAGCAGAUGUCGCCAGGACAUAUUACUAAAAAGAACUAUAAUCAUUUUUGGCACAAUGUUCUUUGGUUAGAAGAAAUUGGACAAACAAUAGGUCUUCAACGCUAUAAUAUGGAAGAGGUGGCUUUAAAUUUAUUAGAGGAUGAUAGAUUGGAACUGGUGGUGCCCGGUUUGGUAGAAAAGAGACCUUCUGUUAUUGUUGGAGAUUUUGUUGAUAUACGUAUACACAAUGAUCUACAUAGAGGCUAUCAAGGUAUUAUAAGAAAAGUAAACGAUAAGUCUGUGGAAAUUGACGACGUUAAUCGUGAAUUAAUUAUGAUAAUUGAGCAAAAUGGCCGUUUAUCAAAUGAUUUUGAUAUCAGAUUCGUCUUGAGCAGGUUGUCAUUUGAAAGGCAACAUUCGGGAGUGGAUCAAGUAACCAUUAAAAAAUUACUUCCAUAUAUUUUCCCUCCACCUAAUCCGGAAGUACGACGAAGAACUGCCUUACGAACAGUUGAAAACAAAGGAUUCUUCGAUCAAAGUAUAGUCAACAAUGAAGAACAAAAAACCGCAGUUCGUAAUAUUCUUAAUAGAACGUCUGGCCCAUAUCCUUACAUAAUAUUCGGUCCUCCGGGUACGGGAAAAACCGUAACAGUUGUUGAAGCCAUUUUGCAACUUAAAAAGAAAACCACACAUAGUAUUCUAGUUUGUGCUCCGUCUAAUGCUGCCUGUGACAUGCUGACUGAAAAAUUGAUUGUCCAUUGUAAACAAAACGAGUUACUUAGGAUAAUGUCUUCCUCCGUUGAUAUAUCUUCUGUUCAUGAAGUAGUGCUGCCAUAUUCUAAUUAUAAGACAGAUAAACAGUACCAAUCUGUCAAUUCAGCAUAUCUUCGAAAUUACAGAAUUAUAGUUACAACAUUAAUUCUUAUUGGAAAAUAUACUGGGUAUUAUCAUCCAGACAUAGUUUUUAUUGAUGAGGCGGCUCAAGCUUCUGAGCCCGAAGUAUGUAUUCCAUUGGGUAUGAUGGAAAGUGGAAGCCAGAUAGUCUUAGCCGGUGAUCCAAAACAAUUGGGACCACAGUUGGUUUCUAAAGUUUCCCAAAAAUAUGGGUUAGGUAUAUCGUUGUUAGAAAGAUUGAUGGAAACUGAUUUGUAUAAAAAUCGUAACCCGAACUUUAUAACAAUGUUGGUAAACAAUUUCAGGAACCACAGCUCAAUUUUGUAUUUGCCAAAUCGACAUUUUUAUUAUGGGCUUCUAAAGCCUCUUUCAAGUAGAGCUGAACACGAUCCGAUAUCGAAAAUAUUCGUUUUUAAAAAAAUAAAAGAAAUGGGCCAAAAAAAAUCCAAUAAAUCCAAUAAUAAAAUUGAUUUAGAAGGGAAAGCGGUGGAGUUUUGUAGUUUAAUAUCAAAAGAGUCUCGAGAAGGAAAGUCGCCGAGUUAUUUCAACGUAAUAGAGCUCCAAAUGGUGAUUAAAUACAUUAAAGCUCUAACAGCGUUGAAAUUUGAAGAAGAAUGUGACAAAGUUGCCCUAAAGGACAUCGGCGUAGUAACGCCCUAUAUUCGACAGGUCCACAAAUUGAAAGUAUUAUUGAAAGAAAACAAUCUAGAAGGGGUUGAAGUUGGAACGACAGAAACAUUCCAAGGUCGCGAAAAAAGAAUAAUAAUUAUAUCAACAGUUCGAGCCCAGAAGGAUUUGUUGUUGUAUGAUAAACGUUAUAAAUUAGGAUUCGUCAAAAAUAAGCAGAGAUUCAACGUUGCGAUAACAAGGGCGAUGAGCAAAUUAAUUGUAAUAGGUUGUGCUCAUGUAUUAGCUACAGACGCUCAUUGGCUUGAUUAUAUAGAAUAUUGUGAAAAUAUUGGUGGAUUCUGUGGAGCUCAAUUCGCGAAAAGAGACGAUGAUACAAUAAAUACUAUCACUAAGAUGAUGGAAAACAUCGAUUUGGAUAGCCAGUUUAAAAAAAAUACGGGCAAUUCUAAAACAUAAUUUUUUACUGUACAUCAACUGUUUUGACCCAAUUUUUUAUUAUGUAAAUCUACGGGGGUUUUCUGAAAGCUUACCGACCUAACAAAGAAACGAGAUAUUUUUUUUCUAUAAUCAUUUUUUAUUUUAAAACAUAAUGUACGUCUAAUUAAAAUGUCUUUUACACUGUGCGUUGUUCUUAUAGAAAAACUUUUUUUUUCUUCUUAAAAUGCAAUCGCGACGAAUAUAUUAGUGGCAGCUCGAUACUCAUUUUUUUUUUCAUUUUCAGAAAAAUUUUCACAAAAACUCAUUUAUACGAUUGUCAUAUAGAAACUAAGCGUUUAAUAUGAUUGAAAUUGUAUUGAGAAUAUCUCAACGCAUACGCAAAUAUAUUUCACAACUUAUAUUGAUAAAUUCAAUUUAAGGUCGGAAACUUUUCAAACAACCCUCGAACUUAUUUGUAAUUUUAUUUUUUAUCACUAUUUUCUAUAAGUUGAAUAAAAGUAUUUUGACUAUUUAA